Molecule: messenger RNA, 1288 nt
Organism: Ananas comosus (pineapple)
Lineage: Eukaryota; Viridiplantae; Streptophyta; Magnoliopsida; Poales; Bromeliaceae
Product: zinc finger A20 and AN1 domain-containing stress-associated protein 9-like
Exons: 2
Coding region: 382-933 (183 amino acids)
Molecular function (GO): zinc ion binding; DNA binding
Source: RefSeq, a predicted model, not a curated record
UUCAGAUUUCACCCACCUUCCCCUUUAGAAAUGGUGUUGGCGAGGAACCCCGAAUGCUUAAAACCCUAACCGCCUCAAUAUUUCUCUCUUCCCCCUCUUUUGAGGGAAAAACUAAAAAAAAAUAAUAAUUCAGGGAGAAAAGAGAUCAAGGUCUCGAGAUGUGCUUUUCUUGGUAACAGGUGCCGUUGGGACUGAGCUCGUACCGAUCCAAGAGCAAAGGAUUGGUUGCUUGCUUUCUUUGUUGCAUGUGUUUAUACUUCACCCUUCCUUGGAGCUAAGAAGAAAAGACAGGGAUUGACUCAUCCAUCAGACGGAAGGAGAAAGCUGCUUUCCAUCCAUCUCUGAUUUUAUUUGGUCUGUUUCAUUCUGUUUUGGUGAAGCAUGGCCCAAGAGAGCUGGAAGAAGGAGACUGAUGAGACCGAGUGCCGCACUCCUGAAGCUCCAAUCCUUUGUGCGAAUAACUGUGGCUUCUUUGGAAGUGCGGUCACCAACAAUCUCUGCUCUAAAUGCUACAGAGACUAUACCAUGAAACAGCAAGCUAUGGCUGCACCUGCUGUUCCGGUAGCAGAUAAUAUUCUUACUUUUGCUGCUGCUGCUGCUGCUGCUGCUGCUGCCACCAAAACUGCCGCAUCUUCUUCUGUAUCAGUUGAAUCUUUUGCGGAGAGUUCUGAAAAUAAGGAUGAAACCCAUGUCAUGGUCCCUAAGAGGGAGGAUGUAGAGGAUCAAAAGAACAAGCAACAAGCCAAUCGCUGCUUCAUGUGCCGGAAAAAGGUGGGGCUCACCAGGUUCAAAUGCCGUUGUGGGGGCACAUUUUGUGGGGCCCACCGCUACUCUGAGACCCACAAGUGCUCUUUCGAUUACAAGACUGCUGGUCGGGAGGCCAUAGCCAAAGAGAAUCCUGUAAUAAAAGCAGAGAAGAUUGAAAAGAUAUGAUGAAUUGGUGGCUGUAAAAACGGAAUGGUUUAGAUGAUAAGGCACGCACUCCUUAUCUUCAUUGGAUGCUGGGAGGUGAUUGUGCUUCCUAUAUAUAAAAUCUGGUAACUCCCUUGUAGAUGUGUGAAUGUUGUAUGGGGCUUUCUCAUCGUGAAUAAUUUGAGCAGAAAUUUCAGUCAAAAGUGAUGUGGUGUUGCAAAAUUGUUAAGACUAUAUAAGCUUCUGUGGACUAUGAAGAGGUUUUACUGGAUCUUUUCUUUUGUCUGUGUUUACAUCUCUAAAAUGUGAUCAGAAAACUGAACAAGUUUGUUCGUGUAUUAAUGAAGCUUUUAUGUCGGUACUCCUAUAGUUUGAA